AGUAGUAAGACACCGAAGAAGAAUCGUCGGAAAGGAGGUGCAUUGUUCCAACUGUCUGGUCGACACAGGUGAGCUCUGCAGCCAUGCCGCUCUCGGAGAUGAGUCUGCUGAGCCGCAAGUCCUUGGCUCACGUGAACACCGACGACCCCUUCAUCCGGUCAUCGUGCGUUUACACCAUGAGCUCCUGCAUGAUUCUUGUGGUGGUAUUCUUCGUGGUGCUUCCUGGGGCGCUCAUCCCUUAUUUUAAGAAGGUGCGCUACCUGGCCGAAGUCCCACGUAUCGAGGACCAGGCAAGGUCCACUCCGAGCGAUGGAUUCGGACCGCUCACCCUUUGUCAGGUGGAAAUUCGCAGCUUUUCCCGUCCGUCACCAUGGUCCUAUUCGCCAGAGUACAUUCCCGUGGACCUGUGCUCACAUGCGGUGUUCAACGUGGAAGGUCUUCGAGAUUGGUUCAACGAUAUGCUCAACUACGACAUGUACCAGAGUGCAAUCAGGCCCCUCUUCUUUUCCUUCAUGCAAGAUCUGCGAAAACGACAACCCAGCAUACAGGUGUACGUCGCAGUGGGUACCUUCACCAACCUCACUACGGCUAUGGGAAGCGUGGCGUCGAGUAGCCGAGACACUGUCCCCCAUUUCGCACGGAACGUCCUCCGCUGGACGUUGGGCAACCGUAUCGACGGCGUCCUCUUCGGCGGCAUGUUCCCUACUGCCCCCGACAGGCGCAACGCUAUGGUGAAACUCCUCAAGAAGACCGGAACCCUGUUCCGCGUCCAGAGAACAAAGUUGGGCAUCAUCGUUCCUUCAACGGCUGACGUCUUCGGGUUACGCGGCUCGGGCAAGAAAUUGUCGAGCUUCGUCGACCUGGUCAUUGUUCCUGCAUAUCGUGAGGCGCCCCCUACAAAGCACAGGGGUAUAUUGAGCAUGCAACAGUCUAUCGAAAUAUUGUUGAACAGUGGCAUUCCAUCAAGAAAGAUCAUAGUAGGGGUCGUUUUCCACGGGUCUUUGCAUCAGGUCUCCAAGAAGCCUUUUGUGCCACAAAUGAACGCUACCUUCAAGGAGCUUCCCUACUACGAGGUGUGCCAGUGGGUACGCGACGGUGGUUGGGAUCACAUGCUGGAUAUGGACACGUUGUCCGCUUACGCGCACAAGAGCAACGUCUGGGUGAACUUCGACGACAGGCAUAGUCUUGCACUGAAGGCGGACUUGAUACGCAAUUCAUCGCUCGGCGGAAUGAUGGCUUGGGACAUCAGCCUGGACGACUACCGUGGCGUUUGCGGUCUUCCCUAUCCUCUGCUGACCGCUAUGCAUGACCAGUUAUUGCUGGGUAGCAUGAGCAACGUCAGCAUCGUAUAAUACCGUGCCCUUUUCGUUUUCUUCUUCUUCUUUUUUUUUUUAACGAGCAUGUGGUGUUUCUAUGACUACAAGAAACUGUGGCUGUUGUUGUGAGGGUGGCCUCGAAGAACAGAUGUUGAGUGAGUGAGCGCGGGACUCAUGCUGCAAUCAUACGGAUUGCACAGUAGAGCACUAAAAAGGCUGCAUUUUCAAGUUCCUCCUUUGUAUAGAGCACUGUAUACAAAUCGCAUUUGCAAACACAGAUUUUCUAGCGACGCUG
Molecule: messenger RNA, 1611 nt
Organism: Ornithodoros turicata
Lineage: Eukaryota; Metazoa; Arthropoda; Arachnida; Ixodida; Argasidae
Product: endochitinase-like
Exons: 3
Coding region: 84-1352 (422 amino acids)
Biological process (GO): carbohydrate metabolic process; chitin catabolic process
Cellular component (GO): extracellular region
Molecular function (GO): chitinase activity; chitin binding
Source: RefSeq, a predicted model, not a curated record